GGGACAGAGCCGAGGGUGGGGCAAGUUCCAGAGUGCCGCAGGUAGGGGGGGUUACUGUGUGGGGAGAAGGCUCCCCCCACCCCCCAGCAGAGGGCUGAGACUGGGACCUGAGCUCAGGCCUGGCUUCCCUGGGACCGACCUUGGAUGGGGGAGGGGACAGGUGUGAAUGUGUGACUCCCAUGCGUGCCUGGGACCUGUGUGUCGGGUGCUGUGUCUGUCUGUCCCCAGACGCUCUGGGUUACUGUUUCAAGCGGUGGUCACCAGAUUUAGGGGCUCCUGCUUUCUGGAAGUAGUUCCGUUUUGAGUUCCUGUCUCCGGUGUGAGGGCCGGCCGGAGCCUGAGCGGGCAGACUGGUCAGGGCGCCUGGAGCCCGUGAGAGGAACGGCCGGAGGAGCUGGCCGGACCCUUCUGGUUUGUUUGUGUCUCCGGGGGCGGCGGUGUGGGCGGCCGCUGCCCCCUCCCGAGUCAGCCGCCUGCCCUGUGCCAGGAGGGCAGGGAGGCCUGGCGGCCAUUGUUUGCCGGCACAAGUGCCGUCUGUUCGCCUCCCCCCCCUCUGCCUCUCUCUCCUGACCCGACAGGUGUGGCCGGGCAGGGGGCGGGCUGGGGGCCAGGAGGCCUGGGUCUCCGCUCCCUGUAGCCCGGGGCCCCCUCUGGUGCUUGGGCCGUGCUCCUGCCGCGUUGUCUGGGGCUCCUCCUCGCUCAUCCAGCCAGUGUUUAGGAAGCGCCUUUGUGCGCUCCGCGGGGCUUUUCCUCUCUUUUCUGGCUUUGGCGCUCGCGCCUCCGUUGGGCCCCCUUCUCCCCGGCCGCUGCCGUCGCCUUGUUCCUGGAAGCCGGUGCAGAGCAGAGCCCGGCUGAGGCUGUCCUGAGCCCGGGGACCCGCUUGUCUCCCCAGUUCCCGGCCCCGAGCUCCUCCCCAGGACUCAGGGCCCUUCUGGGCGCCCCGGCUGGUUGGGGCUGGGCCGCAGGUGACAAAUCCCAGUGCAGCCCCAGUGCACCCCAGCAGGAACGCAGAGGCCUCCCCAUCUUGGGGAAGGGGCAGAGGGAUCACGGGUGACUCUGAGCCCCGUGAGCCGAGGCCGUGGUGUGUUCACCCCUGGCGGAGGAGCGGGCCCCGCAGAGCGCCUGGGCCUUGCUGCGACGGGCGUGGGCCCUCAGGGUGAGCUCUGGUGUCCCUGCUGCCCACCCGGGAGCUCUGGCGUCGCCUUCUUCACGUCUGUCACACGGGAGGCAGAGUGCCGCUGUCCCGGAGCUACAGGGCCCUCGGCCCUUCGCCCGAAUUUCUCUGCCCGCCCAGUGUGACCAAGGUCUAGAAGGACAAUGGAGGGAAGCCUUUGGGUUGGCCUCUUCUGGCCUCCAGAGGAAACCCCGCAGGGCCUAAGCUCGAAGGAAGCGGAGGAGGAGCGAGAUGGGGAGACGGGGCCCGGGAGAAGGAGAAGAUGAAGGAAGCCAAGGACGCCCGCUACACCAACGGGCAUCUCUUCACCACCAUCUCGGUCUCGGGCAUGACCAUGUGCUAUGCCUGUAACAAGAGCAUCACAGCCAAGGAGGCCCUCAUCUGCCCCACCUGCAAUGUGACUAUCCACAACCGCUGUAAAGACACGCUCGCCAACUGCACCAAGGUCAAACAGAAGCAACAGAAAGCCGCCCUGUUGAAGAACAACACUGCCUUGCAGUCUGUCUCCCUUCGCAGUAAGACUACCCCCCGGGAGCGGCCGAGCUCUGCCAUUUACCCCUCAGACAGCUUCCGGCAAUCCCUGCUCGGUUCCCGCCGCGGCCGCUCCUCCUUGUCACUGGCCAAGAGUGUCUCUACCACCAACAUCGCUGGACACUUCAACGAAGAGUCCCCCCUGGGGCUGCGGCGGAUCCUGUCCCAGUCCACGGACUCCCUCAACAUGCGGAACCGGACCCUGUCCGUGGAGUCCCUCAUUGACGAAGGUGCAGAGGUGAUCUACAGCGAGCUGAUGAGUGACUUUGAGACGGACGAGAGGGACUUCGCAGCCGACUCGUGGAGCUUGGCCGUGGACAGCGGCUUCCUGCAGCAGCAGAAGAAGGAGGUGAUGAAGCAGCAGGACGUCAUCUACGAGCUCAUCCAGACGGAGCUGCACCAUGUGCGGACGCUGAAGAUCAUGACACGGCUGUUCCGCGCGGGCAUGCUGGAGGAGCUGCAGCUCGAGCCCGGCGUGGUGCAGGGGCUGUUCCCCUGCGUGGACGAGCUCAGCGACAUCCACACGCGCUUCCUCAGCCAGUUGCUGGAACGCCGCCGCCAGUCCCUGUGCCCCGGCAGCACCCGCAACUUCGUCAUCCACCGCUUGGGUGACCUGCUCAUCAACCAGUUCUCAGGUCCCAGCGCCGAGCAGAUGCGGAAGACCUACUCGGAGUUCUGCAGCCGCCACACCAAGGCCUUAAAGCUCUACAAGGAGCUGUGCGCGCGCGACAAGCGGUUCCAGCAGUUCAUCCGGAAGGUGACGCGGUCCGCGGUGCUGAAGCGGCAUGGGGUGCAGGAGUGCAUCCUGCUGGUGACCCAGCGCGUCACCAAGUACCCGGUGCUCAUCAGCCGCAUCCUGCAGCACUCCCACGGGCCCGAGGAGGAGCGCCAGGACCUGACCACGGCCCUGGGGCUGGUGAAGGAGCUGCUGUCCAACGUGGACCAGGAUGUGCACGAGCUGGAGAAGGGGGCCCGCCUGCAGGAGAUCUACCACCGCAUGGACCCGCGGGCGCAGGCCCCGGUGCCCGGCAAGGGCCCGUUCGGCCGGGAGGAGCUCCUGCGACGCAGGCUCAUCCACGACGGCUGCCUCCUGUGGAAGACGGCGACCGGCCGCUUCAAAGACGUCCUGAUGCUGCUGAUGACGGACGUGCUGCUGUUCCUGCAGGAGAAGGACCAGAAGUACAUUUUUCCCGCCCUGGACAAGCCCUCCGUGGUAUCGCUGCAGAAUCUGAUUGUGCGGGACAUUGCCAACCAGGAGAAAGGGAUGUUCCUGAUCAGCGCCGCGCCCCCGGAGAUGUACGAGGUCCACACGGCGUCCCGGGAUGACCGGAGCACCUGGAUCCGCGUCAUUCAGCAGAGCGUGCGCGUGUGCCCAUCCAGAGAGGACUUCCCCCUGAUUGAGACAGAGCACGAGGCUUACCUGCGCCGAAUCAAGAUGGAGCUUCAACAGAAAGACCAGGCCUUGGUUGAGCUGCUGCAGGAGAAGGUCGGGCUGUUUGCCGAGAUGACCCAUUUCCAGGUGGACGGGGAUGGUGGCGGCUUGACCCUGCCGACCCUACCCAGGGGCCUUUUCCGCUCCGAGUCCCUGGAGUGCCCCCGCGGAGAGCGGCUGCUGCAGGAUGCCAUCCGGGAGGUGGAGGGUCUGAAAGACCUCCUGGUUGGGCCCGGAGUGGAGCUGCUCCUGACAGCCCAGGAACCAGCCUUGCCCGGGGACCUCGACAGCGGCGGUAGCACAAGUCCUGGGGUCACUGCCAAUGGUGAGGCCGGAACCUUCAAUGGCUCCACUGAGCUCUGCGGAACCGACUCGGACUCCAGCCGGAAGGUGGGCCUCCCGCAGGACCGGAACGGAAAUCAGCUGAGAGCCCCCCAGGAGCUCUCCCAUCCCGAGGCUUGGGCCCUGUCCCCACCCUCUCCUCUGUCCUCAGGAAGCGCUGCAGCGAUUGGUCAAUCUCUAUGGGCUUCUGCACGGCCUCCAGGCGGCCGUGGCGCAGCAGGACACGCUGAUGGAGGCGCGGUUCCCCGAGGGCCCCGAGCGGCGGGAGAAGCUGGCGCGCGCCAACUCCCGGGACGGGGAGGCCGGCCGCGCCGCGCCCGCGCCCGACAAGCAGGCCACCGAGCUGGCGCUCCUGCAGCGACAACACGCGCUGCUGCAGGAGGAGCUGCGGCGCUGCCGGCGGCUGGGCGAGGAGCGCGCCACCGAGGCGGGCAGCCUGGAGGCGCGGCUCCGCGAGAGCGAGCAGGCGCGCGCGCGGCUGGAGCGCGAGGCGGAGGAGGCCCGCAGGCAGCUGGCCGCGCUGGGCCACAGCGAGCCGCCCCCGGCCGAGGCGCCCUGGGCGCGCAGACCGCUGGACCCGCGGCGCCGCAGCCUCCCCGCGGGCGACGCCCUGUACCUGAGCUUCACGCCCCCGCAGGACCGAGAGAGGCAGGACCUGGGCAGCCCCGAGGAGCGGCUGCAGGACAGCAGCGACCCGGACACGGGCAGCGAGGAGGAGGGGGGCUGCCGCCUGUCCCCGCCCCACAGUCCGCGAGACUUCACCCGAAUGCAGGACAUCCCAGAAGAGAUCGAGAGUCGCGACGGGGAGCCUGUGGCUUCAGAGAGCUAAGGGGGCCCCUCAUUCCGUCCUGUGCCCCCAGGAAGAACACACCAGGGGAGGCAAACUCUGGAGCCUCCAGUGUGCCGUCGGCAAGGGAACAUUGGAAAGAACUGCCGACUGCCCCUGCCGGCUCUGGGGCUCCUCGGACCCCUGGGGCCGCUGGGAAGCUGGGGGGAAAUGGGCCACAGCACCUCCUGCUGGUAUCCAGGAGCUACACCACGGAUGCCAGCUUUUCAUGCCUUCUUCCCUCUACUUUAGGAAAAUUUAUUUAUUUAUUGUUUAUUAGUUACACGGGGAGUGGGGAGAUUUAGAGGACCAGGGACACGGGAACCAAGCCAUAGGGAUGAGGGGGCCUUGUCCUGCAACACUACUGGGGCUUAUUCAGGCUAAACAACGCCCCCCCCUCCAGCAACACCUGAGAGGCGGUGCCAAGGACCAGGCCACCCUUCCAGAAGGGCUGUGGGCGGGGCCGUGCUCCCCUUCCCUCCCCUGCUCACUGCUGGGCUCCUUUCUCUCCAUCCAUCCUGGAGACCCCAGGGAGCUAGCCUGGCUCCCCGGAGUCGAGGGCAAGGUGGCGGUGACGGCUCUGUUGGAGGGGGAGGGGAAAGCCCACGGGACCAGAAUGUUCUUUGUUGUUGUUUUCUUUUUUGUACCAAAGCCAACUGCACGUGUUUUGUAUUUUUAAGAGAUGAUUGUAGGCAAUUAGAAAUCACAGCCUUCUAUCUGCGCUUAUCAGAAGAGCUUGCGGGGUGGGGGGGAAUGGCGUCCCCUCACCGGCGGUAAAGGGGGACCUACUCUGACCUCUUCUCCAGCCAUUUGGAAAACAUUUAGGGUGAGUUGGGGAAUCUCUGUGAACCCUGACCUCAUCCGCACCUCAGCAGCCGUGACUGAAACCUCAUUGUGAAUUUGGGGGAUUUUCCGGUGGACCCCCAGUGCCCACCAGCCCCUGCCAUUUUCUGCCAAUUUGAUUGUUUAAAAAAGAAAAGAUAAAGCAAGGAAAAUUAAAGACCUGGAACCCCCACGA
Mustela lutreola (European mink) is the source of this 5323-nucleotide messenger RNA. RefSeq names its product Rho/Rac guanine nucleotide exchange factor 2 (gene ARHGEF2). Lineage: Eukaryota; Metazoa; Chordata; Mammalia; Carnivora; Mustelidae. Gene Ontology annotation, cellular component: cytoskeleton; ruffle membrane. Gene Ontology annotation, molecular function: microtubule binding; guanyl-nucleotide exchange factor activity. The coding region runs from base 1437 to 4610 and encodes 1057 amino acids. The record is from RefSeq and is a predicted model, not a curated record. Gene Ontology annotation, biological process: regulation of Rho protein signal transduction; actin filament organization; positive regulation of neuron differentiation. The transcript has 22 exons.